Cottoperca gobio is the source of this 4459-nucleotide messenger RNA. RefSeq names its product TAF4A RNA polymerase II, TATA box binding protein (TBP)-associated factor (gene taf4). Gene Ontology annotation, biological process: transcription initiation at RNA polymerase II promoter; DNA-templated transcription. The transcript has 14 exons. NCBI's taxonomy places the organism in Eukaryota, Metazoa, Chordata, Actinopteri, Perciformes, Bovichtidae. Gene Ontology annotation, molecular function: protein heterodimerization activity; DNA binding; RNA polymerase II general transcription initiation factor activity. The coding region runs from base 782 to 3352 and encodes 856 amino acids. Gene Ontology annotation, cellular component: transcription factor TFIID complex. The record is from RefSeq and is a predicted model, not a curated record.
UGGCCAAAACACUGCAGCCAUCUUGCACAGCGCAUCAAGAGUGAGUAAACUCAGAAAUUUGAUUUGUUGGCUUGCUGUAAACCACGAUAUUAUUCCACCAAAAGACACAAGGCACUAUUCUAAAACGGAAUAGCUAUCGUGAAGGUAUACACACGCCGUGGACAAUGUAACAUUUGAUGAAGACAUUUUCGUCUCCAGUUCGAUGUUGUUCCGUCACAUGCAUUCCCUAGAAUGACAGCUGAGGCCAUUGGUACCGCCUUUUACAAUGUUGAACAGCCAAUCACAGCUCGCCAAAAUCCCUGCACGGAGAGGUUUGGUUGUUGUGCGCAUGCGCAUCACAGUUGGUAAGCCCCUCACUUCUCAGAAGCUUGCAGGAGUGUGAAGAUGGCGGUUGGGACCGGCCCGCUGGGUGAGCCUUUUUCACACACAGAGGUGAAUAAAGUGAUAGUUUGUCAUCCUGUACAGUCUGUAGAGUCACAACUGUCGUUCUUGUGUCACAACAACCACUGGGGUAGGCACGAGGCAGACGGUAAUUACAUGGCUAUAGUUCCCGGACAAGGGGGUAGCGCGAGCUAAUGUCCAGCUGGGACUUGGUCAAGACGAUUGCCAAAGCAGGUACGCUGUAACUACUAAUGUUGUUUUCCUCUUUGUCUCUCCGAGUACACACGAAAAACAGUACAUGCGACAGAGUCUUGUCCCAUCAUAUUCAAGAUUGUUUGUGCUCCUUGAACAAGUUGAAGUGCAGGGGGUCUCAUCAUAACGAGCUCCCCAUGGUUCAACUAUGGAUGCAUCGACGGCCAGCACGGACUCCACCGCGGGACACGACCCUGGCAAAAAACUUGUUGUUAGUGGCGGUGUAACUUCUCUCUCCAAUCACCAGGGCAAAGUGGGCUCACACUCGGUGCAUACUUUCAAUGGGAGCCACACUAUGAACUCUCACAAUUCAGGAAGCGCUGCCCCUCUCGGGGGGGCGACAAGUGACACUCGUAUCAAUAUCAGUACUGCAACAAUGCACUCCUCGUCAAACAGUGUAAUUCAGACGCCUCUCAUGAACUCGCAGAGUGAUGUCGCUUCAGCUCAGUCUGUGAGCCCGGCAACAACAGGAGCCACUGUGACACUCGUCAGGCCGCCUGUGCAAACCGCGGGGUCGGGUGCAACUUUGAAUGGGAACAAUAAUGCGAGCCAUGCUGCUGUGUUUGCCAAUACAUUAGGUCACACAGGUACUAUUGGCAUACAAACCCCGCUUGUAAACAAUAGCCAGCCGUCCAACUCUGUGUCUGUCAGCGCAGGGUCGCACAUAAUCAAGGCAGAGCCACCCACAACAAUAAUACAGUCAGCACCGCAGCCGGCUGUCACUCCUGGCGCCAUCAGCGCUCCCCGGAUUUCGACGACUGUAGCUGCCAGCCCAGGCGGGAUCAGAGCCCUGACUCCUCAGAUGUUGGCCCCAAGGCUCCACCAGACCUCACCGGGACAGCCCAGUAUACAUAACAUCCAGCUCCCCCCGGGGAUGGUGCUUGUACGCAGUGAGAGCGGGCAGCUGUUGAUGAUUCCUCAGCAGGCUCUGGCCCAGAUGCAGGCUCAGGGAGGCAUGGCACCUCGGACUGCUACACCAACAAACGUGCUUCCUGGUCAGGCUCCUGGAAACACCAUCAUCAGCAGACAACUGGCUCACAGCACCAUCAUCCGUCAAGGCUGUCCGGCCCCGACGUCGCUCACUGCGACCACCACUCUUCACAGGCCUCCUGUCCUUCAGAGCUCAGUUGGGGCUGCAGUACCAGGAAUGUCCCCCAGGACCGCCAGCCAAACAGCUGGGACCUCAGUUGCCUCAGUAACAGUGAGCAAGGAGACAAUGGAGAAUGUGAAGAAAUGUAAAAACUUCCUGUCAACACUGAUCAAGCUGGCGUCCUCUGGGAAGCAAUCUACAGAGACUGCAGCCAGUGUGAGAGAGCUGGUCAAGGACCUGCUGGAGGGCAGACUGGAGGCUGAGGAAUUCACCAGCAGAUUGUACAAAGCGCUCAACUCCUCACCCCAACCUUACCUUGUGCCUUUCCUCAAGAGAAGCCUCCCAGCCUUGAGGCAGCUCACUCCAGACUCAGCAACCUUCAUCCAGCAGAGUCAGCUCCCCCAGCCAGCCUCAGGUCCAGUCUCCUCCACCUCACCCAUCCCCACCACGGUGGUCCUGGGCAGCCCAGCGCCCCCCCUCACUACUCCAGUCAACAGACCCCAGCUCCAGCCAGGCAUUAGCAAACCAGGACAGACCCCCUCACUGGUUGUCCAGCCUCAGCAGCAGAGAACAAUGUUUAGACCUCAGGUAGCCUUAACAACGACCCCCAUGGUGACUCUCAGGAAUCAGGCUCCUGGCCGCAUCAUGCUGGGACAGCAACAGGUCCCAGUUCCUGUGAGGUCGGAGGGGUCACCUUUUUCUAAACAAGUGUCUGCUGCAGCCUUGACCCUGGCUCAAAAGAACAAGCUGAGAGAGGCGGGAGGCACCUUCAAAGAUGAUGACGACAUCAAUGAUGUGGCCUCCAUGGCUGGAGUGAACCUAUCGGAGGAAAACGCUAAUAUUCUAGCAACCAACUCUGGACUAGUGGGAGCUGUGACACAUUCCUGUAAGGACGAGGCUUUCCUCCCCUGUGCCGUUCUCCAGAGGAGAAUGCAGGAGAUAGGUGAGAAACUUACAACAUUAUUGACGACACAGCAUCUAUCCCUCCACCUUCUAAAGCCUAGAGAUGUCUCUGUUCCUUUUCCAGGUAAGAGGUACGGUGUGACAGACCUGGGUGCCGAGGUGGUGAACUUUGUCUCCCACGCUACUAGGCAGCAGCUCCAGAACCUUCUGGGAAAAGUUUCCCAAGUCGCCCAGCAGAAAAACUCCACUUUCAAGGAGGAUGACAAUUAUGAGCAGAGCAGUGAUGUUCGUGCUCAGCUUAAGUUCUUUGAGCAGCUGGACCAGCUGGAGAAACAACAGAAGGAGGAACAGGAGAGAGAGAUUCUCCUAAAGGCAGCUAAGUCUCGAGCUCGGCAAGAGGACCCGGAGCAGCUGCGUCUGAAACAGAAGGCAAAAGAGAUGCAGCAGCAGGAGCUGGCUCAGAUGAGACAGAGGGAGGCCAACCUGACGGCUCUGGCAGCCAUCGGUCCCAGGAAGAAGAGGAAGAUUCUGGACUCUCCAUCCUCCUCUGCUGCAGCCGAGGGAUCAGGAACAGGUCCCUCCCUGUCCGGUGGGGCUGGUUCGUCGGGCUCCAGACCCACGAGGCAGCGCAUCACGCGUGUCAAUCUCAGGGACCUGCUCUUCUGUUUGGAGAACGAGAGAUUUACCAGUCACUCCCAUUUCCUCUACAAGGGCUUUCUCAAAUAGACUUGAUGUCAGAGGGGAGAGGAGGGAAACGUGUGUGUGGAGAGAUCAGCCGCUCCCACCACAGAGAGAGCAUAAGACACUUCUAAGUAAAAAGGAGGAGAGAUGUUUGUUGGCACAUUUUGAGGUUUUUCAGAUAUACCUGAUAACCUGAAGUACAGCAGUACCCCUAUUGGAUGACCUCUCUGCCUCGCCCCUCAAAUAAUGUCUGUUUUGCUUCAGAGCAGUCAUACAACCUUUCAAGAAAUGGAUUAUAUGUGUUACGAGGAAGGGUUUAUGAAUGAAAACAUGACUUGUACAAUUAUGCACUGUCUCACAGUACAGUACAUCUUCAGAUUAUUAGUGUGCGUAUUAGACUUUAAAGCAAUGGAAAUCGACACAUUUGUUUUAAUAGACUAAUUUUGAUUGAAUAAUUAGAUUUCUGAUUUUUUAACUGAAUUAGUUUGAACUUCAAACUGUGUAACUGUGAGCUGCCUUCCUAACAAUAAAUAAGCCAUAUAGCCAUCCCGAAGCAAAUAACCGCACGGUAACACAUGAAGCAGUAGUCUCUGUCUUCUCCAUUACUUUACUUGAUUAUUUUCUUCAGCAUAUUUAUUGACUAAACUCAAGCUUAAAUUAAUGUUUAGUUAUUUAUUUAAUUUCAUGUGACACCUCAGUUAUUUCAUGUAGUUUAAUUUCAAAACAAAAGAGCAUUUACCUGCAUAGGAUAUGUUUAAAAUCAGUUUUGACAUUUCGUUGGGUGUAUAGAUUUUAGUGCGUGAAGACGAGUGAUCUUUGUUUUUUUAAUCUUUUAAAUGGUUCUUUUUAAAAUGAGUUUGACAUGUGUCGAUCUCUAAAACUAAAAUAGGUUUCAGAAGACUUUUAAACCCAUAUUACUAUACCAAACAUGCAUCUACCUGAAAGUGAUUUCUAUUUUUGUAGCUGCCCACCUACACACAUUUGUACUCUUUCGAUAGUGACUGGCAGUGUUUCUCCCCCUGUAUAUUUGUAUAUGUUACACCUAAAGUUUUACACAUGGUUUUGUAUAGAGUUGAACAUUUACCCAUCCAGCAUAAAGAAAAAUACAUUUUCUCUAUUAAAAAGUUUGAAUAAAUAAUGAUUUUACAUUAA